AUGAUUAGUGAUAAAAGUAAAACUCACGAGAGUUUACCCGUUUUACUGCAUAGUUAUCCGGAUAGCGUGAAUAAGAGCAACGGCUGUGAGUACCACUGCAUGCAAACCGAGCCCGGUUUGCAUAAUUUCGUCGAUGAUGAAUCGGGCGUGAGAGCCUCUUUAGAGCCGUUGAUUAGGUAUGCAGAAAAACGGGUCCCUUUAGACAGGCAUUAUAAAACACCAAUAUUUGUUUUAGCCACUGCUGGAAUGAGGAGUUUAUUGCCUGACGAAACUCGUCAAAUUUUGCAGAAUGUCGAAAAUGUAGUUCAAAGGCACGGGUUUAUGUAUAGGAAAAAUUGGAUAAGGGUUUUGAGUGGCAAAGAAGAGGCUUACUAUGGUUGGGUUGCAUUAAAUUACAAAAUGGGCCAUUUUCAGAGUUCAUCGAGUUUAUCAUCCACUUUGGGACUUCUCGAUUUAGGAGGCUCGUCACUGCAGGUCGUGGCUGAAGUAGAUUCUCCAACUGGGGACGAGCAUGGUUUUAGAUCGAAAAUUGGUCCUUUUGAGCACGAUAUUGUGGCGUAUUCUUUACCAGCUUUUGGUUUGAUUGAAGGUUUUGAUCGGACGGUAGUUAUGCUAAGCCAUACUCGAGCACUGGGGGAAAAUUUUAAUGGUAUGUUUCAAGUCAAGCAUCCGUGCCUUGGUUCUGGUUUCAUUCGAAAUUACACGUGCCGUGGAUGUUUCGGAGUAGAUAAUCAUAAUUCUCAUGCCUUGAAAAACUCGAACGAGUUGAAUUCCGUUUUUCUUGUUGGGGAACCAAAUUGGGAGGAGUGUGAAGUAAUUGCAAGGGCAACUGCUAUUAAUUCGAGCAGUUUAGAGCUUUUGACACGCAACAAUUAUCAUUCGGAUUGCAUGGGCUUGUUUUCUUAUGGAGGUCAGUUUGACAGUUGA
This is a messenger RNA of Striga hermonthica, 927 nucleotides long. The record is from the annotation of a GenBank genome assembly. NCBI's taxonomy places the organism in Eukaryota, Viridiplantae, Streptophyta, Magnoliopsida, Lamiales, Orobanchaceae.